GACGAGGAGGAGGAGGAAGCGGCGGGCCCACACCGCCUGGAGGAGGCCGGGUCGGCUUCGGAUGCUGGGAGCGAGGCCAUCGCGCACUUGGAGGAGGCGCUGGCGGACCUCCCAGAGCUCCCGUCCCCGCCCAGCUUGCCGGGGGACGAGGGCGCCACCGCGGGCGGCAGCAGCGAGGCUGGCGGCAAGGCGAACAACGAGCCCGUGGCGGGCGCUGUUGAAGGCGACUCCGCGGUCGGCGCCGAAGAGGGAGCUCCCGCAGAGAAUGCAACGAGCUUGCCCGAUCUCAUCCGCGGCGUGUACGAACGCAACAACCCAGCCAAGCUGGAGGAGCUGCCGCAGCUGUUGGUGAAGUACGGCGACUCCCUCGGCGACCUAUAUGCGACCGUGUGCCAAAAGUAUGGCGAGGAUCCCCGCGGCACGACGCACAAGGACGCUGCGUCAGACCACAUGGUGGAAAAGAGGACGGCACAGGGCACCAGCAAGAAGAAGAGGAAAGGAGACAAAAAAAAAGAAAAGAAGGAGAAACAUGGCGGCGAGAAAAGGAAGAAGAGCAGGGCAGACGACGGCGGCCGGGGCGCCCUGAGCAGCACCAGCAGCGCUGGCGGUGCCGAGGCUUUCGGCGGGGCUGAUCCGCAGUUGCAGCCACCGGCAAUUGCCGCCCCAGAGCCGCCAGACCCCGUUGCUCAGGAAGCACGGGCCAAGAAAAAGAAAAAGAAGGAGAAGGGGGAGAAGGGUAAGCGCAAGGCGAAGGACGUGGAGGACAAGAAGGUCACAGGGCCCAGCGCCGCCGACGCCGUGGCGCCAGGGGGAGACUCCGCCCGCCUGCGAUUGCUGAUCCGCGGGGUGUACGAGCGCAGGAAUCCUGGCAAGCUCAGCACGCUCGGCGCGCUGCUGGACAGAUACACGGGUUCCGAGGCGGAGGUCUACGCCCAUGUCUGCAGGAAGUACGGCGAGACUCCAGAGGUCCUGCUUCCCGCUGGGACUGGCGAGCCCGCGCCCGAGGCGGCCGCAGGCGCCCCGCCGAAACGGGCUUACGCGGUCAAGGCGGGCGCCUCGCCGCCCGCGCCCGCGGCGAAAGUGGGCGCCGCGGUGGCGGCCGCCGCACAGCCCCCGCCGCCUAGGGCAGGGCCUGACGGACCGGCAGCCGCGAGAGCUGCAAGUGCAGCAACGGCUGCGCCCCCGCAGGCGGCUGCAAAGGCGUCGUCCCCAGUCGCUGAGGCGUCUGACGAUAGCAACGUGGGCGGCUGGCCCUUCCUCAACGUAGAGUACUCACCCAACAGCGCCACUGACGACGAGGGCGGCAUGACCAGGGGCCGCUCGAACGUUGGCGGCCUUCCCCGCGCCGUGCAGCCCACGGUUGCCGCCGAUAGUUCCGCCCCACGCCGGCCCCGCCCAGUCUCGGCCUUCGCGCGGCGUCUGCUGCUCGAUGCGUUGCCGCCGCCGGUCGCACGCAGCGUGCGCGCCGCGCCCACGGCGCCCGCUGAGGAGUCGACAGCGACCGCGGCACCAGCGACGGCGCCGCCACGUGGAGCCACGGGCGCGGUCGAGGCGGCGCCAGCACCCGCGGCCGUUCCGCCGCUGCGUGGGGCACCUCACACAGGCGAGGCGGCGCCACUGGCGGAGCCUGUCAGCCCACAUCGCUUGCGCUCCGCCACGGCGGCCGCGGUGGCACAGCCAGAAGCGCCGCAGCACCACCAUGGACGUCAAGUCAGAGAGCAAAUAGCGCUGGCUUCGCUGGGGAGCCGUGGCGGCGAAGCAGCAGCCGCCGCAACAGCUGCUGACGACGCGCGGGCGCCAUCCCCUUUGUCCUCAUCCUCUUCGAGCGCGCAGGUGCCAUCGACACCUUGCCCGACGGUGCAGCCAUUGGUGCCGACGCGGCUGGCUGUGGCAGGCGCCACGCUGGUGGACCAGCCCUCGCCCAUCUCGGUUGCGACCACAAGGACUGCCGCUCUCGCUCCAGAUGAGCUUGGCAGGACGACCGCCCUCGCGCCAGGCCAGGCCGGUGACCCGGCCGCCUUCGCGGCCGAGGCCCCCCGGAGGGAGGAGCAGCCCAGGCCUGCCGCCGCUCCGACGGCCGAGCUGAGAAGCGCCUCUCCUGCGGCGGGGCUGCCAGCUGCCCCUUGGGGGGCGGCGGGCGCCCGGCCGGCUGCGGCAGCCACCUCCGACGUGACCCUGGCGGCCGCGGCGGCACAGCCCUCGGAGGCCGAGUCGCCGCUGGCGGCUCCCACGCGGCCGUCUCCUGUCCCCCUGGAUGGCCCCCCGACCCAGCUGGCGCCCGUCCGCCAGCCGGAGGCAGCGGCGGCCCCUCCGACGGCGGCCCAGCCGGCGGCCCUUCCGACGGAGGCCCAGCCGGUGCCCCUCCGCCAGCCGGAGACCGCCGCGGCCCUUCCGACGGCGGCCCAGCCGGUGCCCCUCCGCCAGCCGGAUACAACGGCGGCCCUUCCGACGGCGGCCCAGCCGGCGCCGGAAGAGGCGGCAUCCCAGCCUGCCACGACGGCGCAGCCAGCGCCGACCCAGCAGCCCGUUGCUGUGUCCAUCCCACCAGCGCCCGUGGCGACCGCGGCGGAAGCUCCGCCGGCGGAGGUCGAGCAGGCACCCGCUCGGUCAGAAGCACAGGCGCUCACAGCAGCAGCGCCGUGGGCAGUCCCCUCGGCCGCGGCGGGGGGACCAGAACCACAGCGGGCCGGCUCUCCCCCUGCUGUGCCCUCCCGAUCAUCGUGCACGCUGGAGACGGCCCCCCCUGCUGCGGCCCAGGUCGCUCUCGAGGAGGCGCAAGACAUGCACGUUUGGCCAGAGGCCGAGAUCCUCUCUGAGAGCCCGCUGGACGAGGAGAGCCCCGCCGGGGCUUGCGGCGGCGGCGGGAGCACGACAGAGGCGGAGGACACGGAGGAGGGCGUGGAUUCCGACGACGACGCAGCUGGCGCCAGCGUCAAAGGCACGGGUUCUCGCUCGAUGGCCGUCACACCAUCCCAGGCAGCACUCUUCACCUGGAUUGCCGCGAUAGCCCCCUCACUCUCGGACUGGGUGGCCGGCUUCGCUGCUGGGCGCUCCGCGCUGGCAGCCCCAGGCCGCGCGGCGGCCGUCGGCUGGGGUUCGGAGCCUCCGCUGUGGGACUGCUCCUGCUGGCACCUGCCCGUCGUCAGUGGCCUCGCGUUCUCGGCCGGCCUCGCUCUCGCCGGGCGCUUGGGGUUCGGGGUCCUCGAGGAGCUCUUCGUGCUGUACUUGAGCCGCUGUGCUGCAUGGCCCGACUCGACGCAGCCCCGUGCGAUCCACAGCGGAGCGAGACUGGCAGUCGGGGUGUACCCUCUGACGACGGGUCAGUCGUCGAGGUCUCUGCCGAACUACGUGGCGGAGGUUGUGCCGCUCGCAAUGUUCCUGACGGACGACGUACUGCACGGGCUGAUCGUGAGGGCCCGCAUCGAGGUGGCGUCCUUGCGGGAGUCUGAGCCCGAUCGCCACACGCCAGCAGGCCCGUCAUACUGCCUGUCGGUGGAGGGCCGCCAGCGCCCGCCCCGUCGCCGCCGCCCCCAGGGCGAGCAGGUGAGGCUCGCCGGCAAGGAAAGCAACCCACCUGUCGCCGACGCGGGCACUGGAACCGCCGAGUCACCUGGCGGCGCCGGGUACGCGGGCGGCAGCAUGCUGGCCGCCGACGGCGAGCGUCAUCGCUGGCUGGCCAGCAAGCCUGGUCGGAUCGGGGAGUUGGGAAUCCCUGUGCUGCACGCAUACGUCAUGAUCGGGCUGGGUGACCGCAGCGUCGCCGACAUCGACGGCGAGACGGUGCCGAUGCGGAGCGCGUCUGAGACCAACGUGGCCGACUACGCGACCAUGAAGACCUCGGCCUACGAGGUGGCGGUUCGCUACGUCGGCGGCGCGCCCAUCUACUUCGGGCGGCGUGUCGGGAUCGUGCCGAGCCGCGCGCUUUCCCACGGCGAUGGAGCCGAGCCGACCGCCCCUGCAGAUGCUGCCGAGCCGAGCGAUGUUCGCACUCUGUGGGUGGACACUGACGCCAUGAACGACCCGCUCAAGUCUUGGCGUAAUGAGGUCAUGGAGAGCUACCCCACGGUGUGGACUGACAGCCCUGUGGAGGCGCGGGUCUGCCCGAUGUUUAUCCCCAGCCACUCUGAUCGGCAUGGCGACAUCGUCAGGAGGUGCCUUGACCUCUGGUCUCGCUCGAAGAUUCUCUGGCCGCACGAGCAGGUCAUACACGAGCUCUCCGUCCUCUACGAGGUCAUCUACGAGGGGGGCUCCUACGACCAGCUCAACAAGCCAUCGCUGUUCAUCUUCGAGUGCAUAGCGCGCCGCUUCCAGAGUAAUGUGGACGUGUACUCGGGUGACUCCUCUUGGCCGCAGUGGGCCAGCGCAGGGCCCUACUCCAGCGUGGGUUUUGCGGUGGUCAUGGUCGCGCCCGAGCUGGAGCACUACGUGGCCAUGACGGCCGUGGGCGAGGCCGAGGUCGAGUCCAUGCGGGUGCAGGCCCGCAUCCUUUUGAUCUCUGCCGACGCCGCCGCUGCUGGCGGUCCCCCUGCCGCUGGGCGCAGUGCACCUGUCGCCGCCGUGGCGGGCCAGCCCUCCAAAGGCCGCGGGGUCUACGACACCGAGACGGCCUACACUACCCUGGCACCCUACCAACGGGGCGCGGUUUCUCUUCCUUGUGACGUCUCGACGGUCCCGGCCGUGGGAACCUUGGUCACGGGGCGCGCCCUCGAGUAUCUGGUAGAGGCAGAGGAGCAGAUGAUCAGGACCGAUGUUGAGGUCCAGCUUGACCGUGAGACGAAUGGCGAGAUCAAGAUCUACACCGACCCCCUGCUCGCCAAUAGUCGCCGCCGGUACUCCACCUACGUGAAGGAUCUGAAGCGGAAAGGCUUGGUGGGCUUCACCCGCGAUCCCAAGGAGUUCGCGGGUGUUUUCUUCGUCUGGAAGAAGGAGCGCGCCUCCAUGAGGAUGGUGCUCGACUGUCGCCGCUCCAAUCAACGUUUCGUGACCCCUCCUGGGGUCGAGCUGCUGUCGACCGAAGGGCUUGGUCGGAUCGAGUGCGACACGGAGCAGACCGGCACGUUGCCCAUCUUCCUGGGCAAAGCUGACGUGAAGGAUUGCUUCCACCGCAUGAUGUUCGGCAACCACCUCUCCAAGUACUUCUGCUACCCGGGCGGCCUGGCCAAGGAGUUUGGCAUCGUCGGGCAGCUGGUGGAGGGGGUGCCCGCUCGCGCUGACGACUACCUCUGGCCGUGCGCCCUCGCGUUGCCCAUGGGCUGGACGUGGUCGCUCUAUUUCGCUCAGGUGGCCAACCUCGGCCUGGUGGAACGGGUCCCCGCGGUGGCGUCGAGUUGCGCGGCCACCGAUCGAGGGCCCCCCAUCGUGCUGUCUCCGACCUCCUCCUGGCACUACGUAUACGUCGACAACGUUGGGCUCAUGUCGCUCGAUGCCUCCUACGUCAAGGGGGCUCUGGCGGACACCAUCGCGGCCUUCGACGCCGCGGGCCUCGUCAUGCAUGACAUCUCGGUGGACUCCGACACUGCCGAAGCGCUGGGAGUGACGCUCGAUGGCCAGAAACACCAGACCCUCGUCAACCACCGGCGCUACUGGAAGGUGAGACUCGGCCUCCGGUGGGCCCUCUCCUUGCGGCGCCUGGCAGGGCGAGAGCUCGAAGUAUUGCUUGGCCACUGUACAUUCGUUGGUUUGAUGUGCCGGGAGACCCUGUCCGUGCGGCACACCGUCUACACCUUCAUCCGUGAGCGGUACUGGGCCAAGAGCGACAUGUGGGAGUGGGAGUCCGCACGUCAGGAGCUCGAGUGCUUCCUCGGGCUGAUGCCGCUCCUUCGGUCUGAGUGGGAUCGGCCGUGGCUCACGCAGGUACUGUCCGUGGACGCCAGCCCGUACGGCUGA
Prorocentrum cordatum is the source of this 5886-nucleotide messenger RNA. Lineage: Eukaryota; Dinophyceae; Prorocentrales; Prorocentraceae. The record is from the annotation of a GenBank genome assembly.